Molecule: messenger RNA, 540 nt
Organism: Drosophila takahashii
Lineage: Eukaryota; Metazoa; Arthropoda; Insecta; Diptera; Drosophilidae
Product: accessory gland protein Acp29AB-like
Source: RefSeq, a predicted model, not a curated record
AUGCUGAAGGUCGCAGCCGUUGUUUUCAUUGUGUUGAUUGCUGGUGCCGAGGCAGAAACUCCGGAAAAUAAUCAGCUACUUAGCCAACUGGCUGACAUGGAAGAAGCUCUAACUAUGGCGAAGAUUCAGAUUACAGAUCUGCAGAAAUCUUUGGCCGGCUUAAAGUCUGUACUAAAUCCGACUUUUGAGAAAAUCGGUUCCCGAUACUUUUUGUUUGAACACUUUAAUAACCGGAACUGGACGGAGGCCAAAAAGAUGUGUCGCUAUAAAGGAGCCCAUCUAGCAGCCAUAAAAGACACAUAUGAAUUAUAUGAAAUUAGUGGUAGACUCUUUAGUGAUACUCCCUACUGGCUGGGCCUGAAUAAACUCGACAACCAAAGUCUCUUCACUUCGGUGGCCUCCGGAAAGCCAACUUCCAUAGGGAUAACAAUAGGUUUUACCAAUCACAAGGAGUGCAUUUCCUUGAAAAGGGGUUACAUGGAGGAGCAAAAUUGUGACAAUAAGUUUAGUUUUAUUUGCCAGAAAGAUGACGAAAUUUAA